Messenger RNA from Marmota flaviventris (yellow-bellied marmot), 384 nucleotides. Its product is annotated as WAP four-disulfide core domain protein 5-like. Gene Ontology annotation, molecular function: serine-type endopeptidase inhibitor activity. Gene Ontology annotation, cellular component: extracellular region. Lineage: Eukaryota; Metazoa; Chordata; Mammalia; Rodentia; Sciuridae. The record is from RefSeq and is a predicted model, not a curated record. Gene Ontology annotation, biological process: innate immune response; antibacterial humoral response.
AUGGGGCUCUGGAGCUUCCUCCUGGUGGCUCUCCUGGCUCUGGGGACUCAGCUGCCUGCCGCCUCUGGCUGGAAGAAGGGAGAGAAGUGGGGGAGCUGCCCGCCAGAUGACGGGCCCUGCCUCCUGUCAGUGCCCGAUCAGUGCACUGGUGACAGCCAGUGUCCUUCAACCAAGAAGUGCUGCUACCGAGCUUGCUUCCGCCAGUGUGUCCCCAGGGUCUCAGUGAAGCUGGGGAGCUGCCCCGAGGACCGGCUGCACUGCCUCAGCCCCACCAGGCACAUGUGCAGCCAAGACUCCGACUGCAUGGGCAGGAAGCGGUGCUGUCGCAGCGCCUGUGGCCGGGACUGCAGAGACCCCGUCAGAGGUGGGCUCCUGGGGACCUGA